UCCAUUUCUCUGCCUAGUCCUCUCCCUCUUGGAUCCAUCUCCGAAGCCCGGGCUCAGCGGGGACUCGCCCUCUGGGAGAGACAGGGCCGCGACCUUUUCAAACUCGGUCCCCACCCCGCGUCCUCAUUCCGCCUCUCACACCGGCUUCCCCCGCUGUCCUUUUCCCCCGCCUUGGUACCACCGCGCUCACGCUCCUUCCACUCUUUUUUUUUUUCCUCUGCAGGGAUGGAAGCUUCCUGGCGCCAGGUGGCCAGUGGCCGAGGCCGAGCCCGAGGACGGGCCACUGCGGCCCCCUCCUCAGGAAAUGGAGUCCAUCUUCGCGGCGUCGGAGGAGGGCGAGAGAAGGGGUCGGUGGGCGCUGCUGGCCUUGGCCCCAUUCCCGGUGGAGCUGCAACCUCUGCGGCUGCAGGUAGCUCAGCCCGGCGCAGCCCCGCGGGAUCUGAAGCGCCGCAGACUUCCGUGGCCAGUGAGCUAAUGUCUCAAAAGAAAUUUGAGGAAAUCAAGAAGGCUAAUCAAGCUGCAGCCAAAAAACUUGUUGAAGAACACUUUAACUCUUCAUCUGAAGAAGAAGGAGAUGAGGAUUUUGAAGGAAAAAGAGGAAAAAUAGUUGCUAAUACAUUUAUAACUUACACUACUCAGACAGAUGGAGAUGUUCGUGAGUUAGAGCGAACAAAACAGUAUGUAAAUGAAGCUUUUCAAGCAGGGGCUAUGACAUGCUUAAUUUGUAUUGCUUCAGUGAAGAGAAACCAAGCAGUUUGGAGUUGUUCAGGAUGUUUCUGUAUAUUUCACAUGCCCUGUAUCCAGAAGUGGGCUAAAGAUAGCCAGUUUCUGGUAUCUUCUCCUUUGACGGAUGAUGAUUUUGGAAAGAGAGAUUAUCCCUGGCCUUGUCCAAAAUGUAGGUUUGAAUACAAACGAUCUGACACACCUAGUAGGUACUAUUGCUAUUGUGGCAAAGUGGAAGAUCCACCUUUAGAUCCGUGGCUUGUGCCUCAUUCUUGCGGCCAAGUAUGUGAGAGAGAUUUUAAACCUCCUUGUGGCCAUAAGUGUUUACUCCUCUGCCAUCCAGGUCCAUGCCCUCCUUGUCCUAAGAUGGUUACAACUACUUGUUAUUGUAAGAAAGCAAAACCUAUCCCUCGUCGGUGCAGUGCUAAGGAAUGGUCCUGUCACCUGCCAUGUGGACGGAAAUUGCUUUGUGGACAGCAUAAAUGUGAAAAUCCUUGUCAUGCAGGAAGUUGCCCACCCUGUCCAAGAGUUAGUAGGCAAAAGUGUGUCUGUGGCAAACAAGUAGCUGAAAGAAGCUGUGCAAGUCCACUGUGGCACUGUGAUCAAGUAUGUGGGAAAACACUGCCAUGUGGUAAUCAUACAUGUGAGCAAGUUUGCCAUGUAGGUGCUUGUGGAGAAUGUCCUCGAUCUGGGAAAAGGUUCUGUCCUUGUCAGAAGUCAAAGUUUUCUUUGCCUUGUACAGAAGAUGUACCAACUUGUGGAGACAGUUGUGACAAAGUACUUGAAUGUGGAAUCCACAGAUGUUCACAGCGUUGUCACCGAGGUCCUUGUGAAACAUGUAGACAAGAAGUGGAGAAGCAUUGUCGUUGUGGAAAGCAUACAAAACGAAUGCCGUGUCAUAAACCGUAUCUUUGUGAAACUAAGUGUGUUAAGAUGCGGGACUGUCAGAAGCAUCAGUGUAGGAGAAAGUGUUGCCCUGGAAACUGUCCACCUUGUGAUCAAAACUGUGGACGGACUUUAGGAUGUAGAAACCAUAAGUGUCCAUCUGUCUGCCAUAGAGGUAGCUGUUAUCCCUGCCCAGAAACUGUAGAUGUGAAGUGCAAUUGUGGUAAUACAAAGGUGACAGUACCCUGUGGCCGAGAACGUACCACAAGACCCCCCAAGUGCAAAGAGCAGUGCAGUCGACCACCAACUUGCCAUCAUACAAGUCAAGAAAAACAUCGCUGUCACUUUGGCUGUUGUCCUCCAUGUCAUCAACCUUGCCGAAAGGUUUUGGAGAAAUGUGGUCACUUGUGUCCUGCUCCAUGUCAUGAUCAAGCAUUAGUAAAGCAAACUGGCAGGCACCAGCCUUCAGGCCCUUGGGAACAGCCUUCUGAACCAGCAUUUAUUCAGACUGCAUUGCCUUGUCCUCCAUGUCAAGUGCCUAUUCCUAUGGAAUGUCUUGGGAAGCAUGAGGUGAGCCCACUACCAUGCCACACUGUAGGACCCUACUCUUGUAGGAGAGUUUGUGGACGAACCUUAGAUUGUCAGAAUCAUACAUGUAUGAAAGAGUGCCACAAAGUAACUGAAAUUGAUUCCUGCACUGACAAAAACAAGGCUGGCCCAGAAUGCCUUCAGUGUGAAGAAGGGUGCUCUAAAUCACGGCCACCAGGUUGUCCUCAUCCGUGUGUUUUGCCAUGUCACCCUGGAGAGUGUCCUCCCUGUGUUCAGAUGCUUAGAGUAAAAUGUCACUGCAAGAUCACAAGUCUUUAUGUGGAAUGUAGAAAAAUAACCACAGCUGAUGUAAAUGAAAAGAACCUCCUCAGUUGUUGCAAAAAUCAGUGUCCUAAAGAGCUUCCUUGUGGUCAUAGAUGCAAAGAAAUGUGCCAUCCUGGUGAAUGUCCCUUUAAUUGCAACCAAAAGGUGAAACUUAGAUGUCCUUGUAAAAGAAUUAAAAAGGAAUUGCAGUGCAACAAAGUACGUGAAAAUCAGAUUUCCAUAGAAUGUGACAUAACAUGCAAGGAAAUGAAGCGGAAAGCAUCUGAGAUAAAAGAAGCAGAAGCCAAAGCUGCUCUUGAAGAGGAAAAACGAAGACAACAGGCCGAACUGGAGGCUUUUGAAAACAGACUGAAGGGUCGUCGGAAGAAGAACAGGAAGAGAGAUGAAGUGGCAGUUGAGCUAACGCUGUGGCAAAAAUAUAAAUAUCAUCUCUUUCCAGUGUGUGCAGUUCUGGUUUUAGUGUUUGCAUGGUACAUAGUCCAUGGUGUGGAUUAAAAAAUGUUUGAUCUCUUAAUAUACCUCAGAUUAGAUUUUGAUAAGUUGUUAAAUUUGGAAUAUUAGAAAGUGAAUGUUGUAGAACAUGAUAUAUAUUCACAUUCAUCUCUCUAUUCUCUUCCAGCGGUUGUUAGAAGGACAGAAUGUUAAGCUUUAUCUUAAUUAGCAUACUAGAAGUAGCAAUAGUAAAAGCAUGACUGAAAUUGUAAAAUAUUUCAUAAGGCAUAGCCAGUGGCAGGGUAACAUGUUAGUUGUUCAUUGUGCUUCCUUGUAUUAACAUAACUGUUUCAUUUACUAUUUAGAGCCAUCUUUUUUUUUUGGCAAAAUUAAGAUGAAACUGAGCCGUAUGUGUAGUAAGAGGAAUAUUUCACAAUGUUUUGGUUACUUAUUAAAAGGUACUUUUCCUGA
Balaenoptera acutorostrata (minke whale) is the source of this 3384-nucleotide messenger RNA. It is a transcript of the gene NFXL1, whose product is annotated as nuclear transcription factor, X-box binding like 1. Bases 226 to 2976 code for a protein of 916 amino acids. NCBI's taxonomy places the organism in Eukaryota, Metazoa, Chordata, Mammalia, Artiodactyla, Balaenopteridae. The transcript has 22 exons. Gene Ontology annotation, cellular component: nucleus. Gene Ontology annotation, biological process: regulation of DNA-templated transcription. The record is from RefSeq and is a predicted model, not a curated record. Gene Ontology annotation, molecular function: zinc ion binding; DNA-binding transcription factor activity, RNA polymerase II-specific; RNA polymerase II transcription regulatory region sequence-specific DNA binding.